Messenger RNA from Papilio machaon (common yellow swallowtail), 4759 nucleotides. RefSeq names its product putative protein kinase C delta type homolog (gene Pkcdelta). The transcript has 10 exons. The coding region runs from base 89 to 4429 and encodes 1446 amino acids. Gene Ontology annotation, biological process: intracellular signal transduction; peptidyl-serine phosphorylation. Lineage: Eukaryota; Metazoa; Arthropoda; Insecta; Lepidoptera; Papilionidae. Gene Ontology annotation, molecular function: ATP binding; diacylglycerol-dependent serine/threonine kinase activity. The record is from RefSeq and is a predicted model, not a curated record.
GUCCUCCGCCGGCGUCAGUCCGCGCCGCGAGUCCGCCGCCCCCGAGCGUCGGCGUCGAACGCACCGUGCUAUUACGCUACGCGAUAAAAUGCCUCUAUUUUCCGAACACAUUACAAAUAUGUAUUACAGUGGAACUCCAUCGUACACCAGCUCACCGUAUAGUUAUAGCAGUUCGUUGCUACCAUUGGGGACAUCGUACAGUGCUUCAUAUCUUAACCCUGGUGCCAGUUACAGCAACCACUCAUCGUUAAUUGGAUACUCUAGAACUCCUGUGACUUCAAGAUGGAUACCGAGCGGAAGAUCAUAUUCGCCCAUGCUCAGCACAAUAUCAGAGCGUGGGACAUCCAGUCCGGUUAGAAUAAAUAGUCCUAGAAGGGCCCCAAUACAAAGUAGAUCUAACAGAACAUAUAUAUCUGCAUCAUCUUAUACUCCCCGACCGGUCAAUAUUAAUACGGCUGACAUUGAUGUAUCCCGUGAUAAAUAUCGCAACAAAACAUCAAAUACUAAAAGUGAUUGUACAAAGAUAGAAGAGAACUCUAAAACAAAAGAAGAUGUAAGUCCGUUUAUGCCUAGGGUAGAAGAUAAACCUGACACUGGAAUAGAUACUUCGCCAGGAACACAGCGUGGUCCUAUAAAACGUGAACGUACCGUAGUACGUCUUCAUACGCUAAAAAGAAAGGAAAGAGAUUCCCCUCGUAAACCGGUAGAAGAGAAACGAAAAGAAGAACUAACCAAGGAAAAAGAGUCCAACAACAUAAAAACUACCGAAAAUGCAGGAGAAUCGAAGAGAUGGAGGGAGAAACUGUCUGAGGAUUUGAUUUAUAAAGAUACUAAAGAGAAGAGAUCAUUAGGAGAAAAACUCGUUGAAAAAUUUCAAGUGAAAACUAAGGAUACGGAUAUUAUUAAAGAAACUUUAAACAAUCAACAAAAAGCAGCAAUUUUACCUCUCGAAACACCGCACACCAAAGUAAAUAGCAAAUCCCCAGACAGAAGAUGUUCGAUGGAAAUGUUAGCAGAACAGGCAUGUUUAUUAGAUUCCCUUAUCAGAAGAGAAAAUCUUAGCACAGCUACGUUAGAUUUAAGUAAAAUUGGUACCGAUGAAGACAAAGUAGGCAGCAAUGAAAAUUUACGCACUGAAACGUUCAACAGCUCAACAGCAUCUCAAACAAAAAAUUCUCCCUUAACAACAACAAAAUCAGACCAUUCAUUGAACAUACGGUUAAAUAAUUUAAAAGAUCAAAAGCCACCCACCGCAAAAAGACAUAGUAUUAAAAAAUCUUCAUCGGGAAGUAACAUUUCAAAACUAAAUUUAAUAGAGGAAUUACCUAAAGAACUGAGUCAAAAAAAUCUUCCACCUAUUGAGGAAAGCAGGUCAUCAGUUGGUGAAAAAAGUGUCGAAGAUAAGCCAAAAAUCAAGCCUAAGCUUAAAGCGAAAAUCACAUCAACCAUUGAGGUUACGCCACCUUCUAGUCCGUUGAGAUUUAAGGUAGAAAAUGUGACAGUCGAAGAAAGGCCUCGUCCACCCAGGAAAGGAAUCAUGUUCAGUAGUGAAGUUGAAAAUGAAUUAUUGGUAGAUAAUUCUAUUGAAAAUGUGGUUCCCACUAGUAAAAGAAAAAUUCAGCAGCAAAGCAACGAUCCUGUAUCUCCUGAGCCAGAAGAUGGCAAUUUUUGGAAUAAAAUUGGCAAACGAGAGACAGUAUAUUUAGCAAAAAGGAAACAUCAAAUAGCAAAAGAUAAAGAAAAUCUCCAACGUGCUGUGUUUUGGUACCCUGAAAAUGAAUUUGAAAUAACUGAAAAUAAUGGGAAAAGUAAAGACAAUUCAAUAUUCAACAAUAGCGAAAAUGAAAAAGAUAAAACUACAAUAAAGGCAAGUAACGUUAAUGAGAUUAAUAAAACGGAAGAAGCAAAACAGAUAGAUGAAAAAGUUAGUGUACCUGAAAUGAGUACCAAGAACCAAAUUUCGAAGUGGGAUAGUGUCAAUAAUGUCGCUAAAUUAAUUGAAAGUUCUAAACCCGGAUCGGAUACAAUAGCAUUGUCAACAAAUAUCCCAUUAGAGCAUAAUAAAAUAAAAUUACCCGAGGAAGUUCCUGUGAGAAAUGAUAAAAUACAAAAUGAGCCUCUAUUUUUAAUAGAAAAUAAAUCUAUUCCAAAUGAAAAAACCCAGCAGAUUUCAGACAAAGUUGCGGUAGACGCAGAAAAAAUUAAAGGAAAGGAAAGUUCUAAAAAAGAAAAGGGAAAAGUUUCAGAGACGAAGAAAAAUUCUUCUAAUAAAGAUAAGUUAGAAGGAAAAGAGCAAAAUGAUCAGGUUACAAAUAGUGGCAAACGAAAAAUACUGAAACUUGGAACUCCAAAGAAAAAUGAAAAAUCAGAGGGAUCAGGGAAAAUACAAAAAGAAAUAAUGGAGAAGGAAGCAGAGACAAAUAUGAUUAAUAUUUCUACGAAACGGUUGUUAGAAACCCAACUAAAAGAAAAUGUAAACGAUACUGAAUCAAUUGAUAAAAACAUUAUAGAGCAAGUAAAAUCAAAUACAAGAGCAUCGAAAGAAAAAAAAAUGCCAAGUGACGAUGAUCUCAAAAAGUUACCCGAUACGGAAAUAAAUAGUAUCGAUGAUAUGAAUAAUAUGACUACGUCUAAUUCCAAUUCAUGCGCUAAUGAAAAUCUUUUAGAAAAAGUAGAAGAAAAUUCAUUUGUUGAUAUAAAUACAAUAAAUCACGAAAAAAGUGAUACCAAGCCAUUAGAAAUUCCAAACAUUCCACGCGAAGAUAAAGAAAAAGCAAAAGUCAUAAUAGUAGAAACAAAAGACAUUACUGAAAGUUCAAAAAAACAAAAUGAAAAUACAAGACAAAAGUCGAUUAAACAAAAUAUAAUUUCAAAACCGAUUAAGCCUGUGAAGGAAGAAAAAGCACUUAAACCUUUAAUUGCUACACCAAGACCUCUUCAAAAGAAAGUUCCACUACAAAUUCGAUCAACGAGUUCAGAAUCUUCGUCUGAUGAAGAAACAUCGGAUGAUGACGAGGAAGACGAGACAAGUUCUAGUGAAGGCUCUGGAGAAUUCUACGAAUGUGAUAAUGUCGACGGCAGAACCUCUACUGGAUCCAAUGAUUCUGGUUUUGAUUCUUCCGCGUCUACUUCGCCGGCGGGAUUCAACUGGGUUAGAAAAGACUGCGAUGUUAACUGCCAUAGAAAGUGUGAAAAGUUGACAGCGAACUUGUGCGGAGUGAACCAGAGGCUUUUGGUCGAAGCUCUUGCGACUCGAACUGCGUCCAGAAAAGGUGGAGAGUGCCCCAGCACGUCAGGCAAUGCGACGCAGCCCCUAGGCUCUGAUAUCUUAGAACGAGAGCUUGAACAAUCAACGGCGUAUGGGCUGUUCAGAAAGACUGGCCGGUUCACGCCGCCCGCGCGGUCUAUACCUCGCUUCAGGAAGUACACUAUUGAAGACUUCCAGUUUAUCAAGGUGCUAGGAAAAGGCAGCUUUGGCAAGGUGUUGCUUGCAGAGUUAAGAGACACAGAGUAUUACUAUGCUGUAAAAUGUUUGAAGAAAGACGUAGUUCUAGAGGACGAUGAUGUGGAGUGCACGCUGAUAGAGCGGAAAGUCCUCGCGCUGGGAACUAACCAUCCUUACCUCUGUCAUCUCUUUGCCACUUUUCAAACCGAUUCUCAUUUGUUCUUCGUGAUGGAGUACCUGAACGGCGGUGACCUGAUGUUCCACAUUCAGCAAAGCGGCCGAUUCCCGGAGCCUCGCGCCAGGUUCUACGCCGCAGAAAUCGUCUCCGGGCUCAAGUUUUUGCAUAAACGCGGUAUUAUAUACAGAGAUUUGAAACUAGACAACAUUUUGCUGGACUAUGAAGGGCACGUGCGCAUCGCGGACUUCGGCAUGUGCAAGCUGCAGAUCUACCUUGACAAGACCGCAGACACAUUCUGCGGCACCCCAGAUUAUAUGGCCCCUGAGAUAAUAAAAGGUUUGAAGUAUAACCAGACGGUGGAUUGGUGGUCGUUCGGCGUGCUGCUGUACGAGAUGUUGAUCGGCCAGAGCCCCUUCAGCGGCUGCGACGAGGAUGAGCUCUUCUGGUCGAUCUGCAACGAAAUGCCCUCCUACCCGCGCUUCCUCUCCCAAGAAGCACUUAGCAUACUCACCAGGUUGCUGGACAAGGACGCGCGGACUCGGCUGGGCGGCGCGGAGUGCAUGCACGGCGACGUGCGUGACCAGGACUUCUUCCACGGCCUCGCCUGGGACCGCCUAGAGCGCCGGGAGCUCGAUGCACCGUUCAAACCACGAGUGAGACAUCCACUGGACACCCAAUACUUCGACAAAACAUUCACAGGGGAGCGACCGCGACUGACCGCGGUGGAACCUCAUGUGCUACGCUCCAUGGACCAGGAACCGUUCAGGGGAUUCUCCUAUACGAAUCCGAAUGCCACAGAUCGAUAAAAAUAAAAGGUAAAAUUUAAGGCUACGAUUAUAUUGUGAACAUUUAUGAAAAUCUGUACUGUUACGAACAAUGAGGAUUUAAAAAUCCCAAAGAAUCGUUGUUUAACAGUGUAGAAAAGGGCCCGUUUUGGUAGGCUUUUGGGGAAAUUGCUGUUUUAGUAACAUGCGAUCUUGUUAAAUAAUUGUGACUUUAUAACAAGGGAGUCCCCUAUCUUUUAAAGAUGAGCGACGGAACUUUGUCAGUACGGUCGAUCUUCGAAACAGUUGACCGGUUUUUUAAUGAAUUUAUUAUUGUGUCUGGCACACAAACGAGUUUAUGUAUUUUAAAUA